AUGUCCGCGAAGGUCUCGUCCUCCGCCGCGUUGAACAGCAACUGCGUCUCCAGGUCCGCCGGCGCCAACCUGUACAUGGCGGCAAUCAGGGAAUCCUCGCUGACCUUGCACGGCUGCCCGUCUCGGUCCGUGAACUCUUCGUACUGGCGCUUCCUCAUCAGCCAGUCCUCGAGAGCCUGCCCGAGCUUGUCGAUGCUCUCCACUUUGUCUGGGUUCUGCACCUUGCCGAGAAUCACGACCCGGCGCAUCGCCGACGUGGGGUCGUACUCGGCGUGGAGACGGCGCCAGGCUUCUAGCCCUUGGUGCUGCCCGGCGUUCCUGACGACCUUGUUGGCGCUGUGCGUCGUGAACGACACGAGGUACGUGUACAGGUUGGCCGCCUUCGCCUCCAAGUCCACGAUGCCCUCGCCGAAGGCGUCCAUGAAGUUCACGCUGUCCCCGUCCCCGUCGUUCGUGAUUUUCUUCCGCUGGGACGCCGCCCACUUUAGGGCAGCAGUGAAGUCCGGGCCGAACUUCGCCGACAUGAAGCACACGACCUUGUGCGCCCACUCCUGGAACUCGCUCUCCUCCUUCCCGGAAAACUUUCCUGGCUGUCCUACUCCCUUCGCGUCGAUGAUCUCGUUCCCGCCGCGGUUCGCAACGCGGAGGGCCAACUCCAGGGACCGCGGCCUGCGUCUCGCGGCGGGCGUCGGCGAGCUGCGUCGCGAGCUGCUGCAUCUCCUGCCGGAAUCACAGCCACUGCGCGAGCAGGGCGGGAAGGGCAAUGCGGUAGACCGCACUGAGCUCCCGAGGAUCAUGGCGCUCAGGGUGGCCUCCGCGCUGGCCGGCCUCGCGCUCGCAGAGGCCCUCGCGGGCCAGCAGGCCCAGGAGCUGGACAAGCGCGGGCACAGGGGCGCGCGCGCCGAGAGGGCGGACGCCUCCAGGGCCACCAGGAGACCGACAGGAGUGGGUCCUGCGACUGCAUGA
Messenger RNA from Prorocentrum cordatum, 966 nucleotides. NCBI's taxonomy places the organism in Eukaryota, Dinophyceae, Prorocentrales, Prorocentraceae. The record is from the annotation of a GenBank genome assembly.